UCCUAGCAAAUACCAUAAAAAAGAGGGUAUUGCCUAUAUGUGAAGCAAAUUCUUGCAACUGGAAUUGGGAAGACAAUUUGACAGUUUAACCAUGUGGUGGACAGAGCUAAAAGCAGCUCUGGGCCAGAGGUUUAAUGUCCAGGGAGUCGCUUCUUCUCUUGAAGUUUUUACAAAAGACAAGGAUUUGAUCGUCCCGCACAUCUCCGUCCCAGAUCUAAGGUAUAUUGAUUGGGAUGAGCUGAAGAGAAGAGGCUUUGAAGGGGUAGUGUUCGAUAAGGACAACACAAUUACGGCUCCUUACUCUUUGGGGCUGUGGGCGCCUCUCGAGUCAUCCAUCCACCACUGCAAAUCUGUCUUCGGCAACAACAUUGCCAUUUUCAGCAAUUCCGCAGGGUUACACGAAUAUGACCCGGACGGUAGAAUCUCCAUGCUUCUUGAGCGUACUAUUGGGAUUAAAGUAAUCCGGCACAAAGUCAAGAAACCAGCCGGAACAGCUGAAGAAAUUGAACAACAGUUCGCUUGUGAACCAUCAAAACUUGUAAUGGUUGGUGAUCGACCCUUAACAGACAUAUUGUACGGAAACAGAAAUGGCUUUCUUACGAUUUUGACAGAGCCCUUAAGUCUUGGUCAGGAGCCAUUCAUAGUACAACAGCGUACAUAUACAGCCACCAUCAUCAGUUUCCCACCAUGUUCAACCAUAAAACAAAAAUCAAGCCUAGCAGUCUGCAAACAAAAAACAAAAUCAGCGCUGCACAUCCAUAAUGGAGGAGGAAAUUUCCAUAGCAGAGCUUCUUCAACUAGAAGCCGAAGGAAAUUACCAAAUUACGGGACUUUGGUGUCUGACAUACUAUUUUACGGGAGUUGCUAUCAAAAAGCAGUAGUCUAAUUCUCCAAUUCCGACUGGAGGGGAGUGCGAAAAUAGAUUGAAAAUUGUGGUUGAAAAUAGGCAUCCCUCCCGUCGGAUAUGCCACUUCCGACUAGGGGGUUUCUUUUUCUUUUUAUUAGUGGCAGAAUUGCUAAUUUUCAAAGCUUUUGAUGUAAUUCCAAAUUUUCAAAGUAAAAGCUUUUGAUUUUUUAAUGUAAA
This is a messenger RNA of Cuscuta europaea, 1084 nucleotides long. NCBI's taxonomy places the organism in Eukaryota, Viridiplantae, Streptophyta, Magnoliopsida, Solanales, Convolvulaceae. The record is from the annotation of a GenBank genome assembly.